AUGAUGUUCUUCAAGUCAGCUAUCGCUUUCUCCGCCCUCCUGGCCGUCGCCUCGGCCAUGUCAGUGGUGACACUUAACCGCGAUAUCCAAUUUGUCGCCGUUGAUGCAGUCCCUGUCUCUAACAUGGCCAAAUCAUCUUUCUUCGCUGUCUCCGGCUCGGUAUGCGAUAAGGAGGACGAGGCCGACUGCAAGGAGUUCUGUGGUCUCUCAGAGCAGACUGCCACCUGUACUGCCAACGGCAACAAGGUGACCUGCUCGUGCAAGGGCGGCAAGAGCGAGUCCAACUGCGAGGAGAGAUGUCUUCUUUGCAUGCCAGACAAGUCUUCUCUGGAUGAGGCAAGCCGUCUCUUCAAACUUGGUGGAACAAAGAUGGAAUUGUAG
Molecule: messenger RNA, 381 nt
Organism: Cadophora gregata
Lineage: Eukaryota; Fungi; Ascomycota; Leotiomycetes; Helotiales; Ploettnerulaceae
Exons: 4
Coding region: 1-381 (126 amino acids)
Source: RefSeq, a predicted model, not a curated record